Messenger RNA from Vicia faba (fava bean), 741 nucleotides. NCBI's taxonomy places the organism in Eukaryota, Viridiplantae, Streptophyta, Magnoliopsida, Fabales, Fabaceae. The record is from the annotation of a GenBank genome assembly.
AUGGCCAACACAAUCACAACGACAAGUUUUCUAACACCGUUCCACUUCCAUUCCCCUCGUUGUUCCAUUCCCACACCCAAUUCGGCUAAAGCUUUUACAGUUCCGAGGAGAAAAGCAAUAUCCUUAAUCUUCUCAACUUACAUUCUCUCCGACAUUGGUACAACAUUAGCUCAACAACAACAACAACCUCGUAGGUUCCGAGAAUAUGUAGAUUCAUUUGAUGGCUAUUCGUUUAACUACCCAUCUAAUUGGAUUCAAGUUCGAGGUGCUGGUGCUGAUAUUUUCUUCAGGGAUCCUUAUAUUCUUGAUGAGAAUAUUUCGGUUGAAGUUUCUUCACCUUCGUCUUCGAAAUUCAAGACUGUGGAAGAUUUGGGUCCGCCGGAAGAAGCUGGGAAGAAAGUUCUUGGUCAAUAUCUUACUGAGUUUAUGUCUACUAGAAUUGGUGUUAAACGUGAGUCUAGUAUUCUUAACACUACUUCUAGAGUUGCUGAUGAUGGUAAAUUGUACUAUCAAGUUGAGGCGAAUAUAAAGUCCUAUGCCAGUAACAAUGAGCUUGCUGUUAUGCCACAAGACAGGGUGGUUCGGUUGGAAUGGGAUAGGAGGUACUUGUCUGUUCUGGGAGUUGAGAACAAUCAACUGUAUGAGUUGAGGUUACAGGUGCCAGAAAAUGUGUUUUUGGAGGAAGAGAAUGAGCUUCGUCGAGUUAUGGAGUCGUUUCGAGCGAAUAAGAUUCUUCGUUAG